CGGUGUCCGCUACCCUGAUGCUCCCUGCAAGCUGCUCGCGCAGGCUGGUGGCCGAGCUGCAAGAUGCGCUGGACGCCUGCGCCGACCGACAGCGGCAGCUGGAGCAGAGCCUGCGUGUGUCCCGGCGGCUGCUGCGCGCCUGGGAACCUGCCGGAAGCCCCGCCCCAGGAUGCCAAACUGACCAAGCAACCCCAGGAAUCCAAACUGACCAAUCAACCCCAGGAUGCCAAACGGACCAAGACAAUCAGCCUCUAGCAGACACACUCAACCCCCCAGAGCUUGAAGAGCUGGAGUUUCUGGCCCGGGCACUGGAGAAGGCAGUGCGGGUGAGAAGGGGCACAUCAGCACCGGCUGCAGGAAGAGACAAGGCCCCCCGCCAGAAGGUGGGCUGCACUCCAGCUCCAAGCCAGGCAGGCCGCGGGGCAGCAGCAAGGAGCAGGCCACCCCGAGGCAGCCGCCAGCUUCCAGCACCCACCUGGACACCUGAGCAUCGGCCUCCACCGGCAGGCGCGGAGGACAAGGCCAGCUCCGGGAUAGGUCCUUGUAUGGCGCCCCCCAAAGCUCCAUCGGCCCCCCAGCCUUUCAUGCUGAAGGAAAAGGGAGUUGGGGUGCAGACUCGACUACAGGGCUCUGCUUGCAGGACCCUGCUGCGGCUGCCCAUGGCCUUCAGGAGAGCAGCCUCCAUCAACUCCCGCCUUUGGGCUGAGCUUAACUCCCGGACCAACGGCCCCAAUGCUGCUGCUGCUGCUGCUGCCAGGGCCCAGUUUCUGCAGAACAUGCAGCCUACACCCAGAGCCAGCUCUCCGCCCAGUGCUGCAGUGGUGGCAGCCGAGAUGAGGCGUCUGCGCAAGGCCUGCUCAGUGCUGAGGUUGCGCCUGGGCCAGGAGCUCGUGGCAGGUCAACAUCCCGCUGGGGUGGAGGGUAGGGGGCCAGGCACAGGACUGACAGGGACCCCGUGCCCUGAGAAGUUACAGCAGGAGUACCGCAGCCUGCUGGUGCUGGAGGGGCUACAGGCCAUGGCCAACCAGUGUCUGCAGAGGCUGCAGGAGCUGCGCACAGCAUGGAGUGAACUGGAAAUGACAACUGCAGGGGGCUCACCCAGCUGUGGAGGGGAAGCUCAGUCCCACUGGGGCCCCCAGUUGCUUGUUUAUACUAGUGCGAAGGAGCUGCAGGCCCUGGUGACCCGAAAGCUGCGAGUAGAGAUGCUGAACCAGCAGCUGUGUCUGCAGAAGGUCCUGAUGGCUGAGCUGCUCCCCUUACUACGUGCUCAGGAGCCCCAAGGGACCCAGGGACUGGUGCUGUACAGGGCAGCGCACAGUUUGCUCUGCGAGGGAGGCGAGCGCUUCAUCUCCAUCCUGAGGGAUGAUUCUCCCGACUGAACACCACCAGUGCUUCUCUCCAUUAUCCUGAUGAACGACCUCCCCGACGGAGUGUCACUGUCCCUCGUUCCUGACUUCUACACACCAGCAGGCAGAGCUGGGCUGGCUU
Molecule: messenger RNA, 1488 nt
Organism: Suncus etruscus (white-toothed pygmy shrew)
Lineage: Eukaryota; Metazoa; Chordata; Mammalia; Eulipotyphla; Soricidae
Gene: TEDC2
Product: tubulin epsilon and delta complex 2
Exons: 9
Coding region: 18-1379 (453 amino acids)
Source: RefSeq, a predicted model, not a curated record